UUAGCUUAUUUGUUUUUGUUUAUUGUGCUGUGAAUUUUCAACUCAUCAAUGAAAAUUUACACUGUGCCUUUAUUUGGAAUGUCCCGGCGUGUAACGUUAAAACUUCUUAAGUGAAUGCCUUUUUAAUUAGUCAGAGUUUUUGAACAGAUAUCUUUUUAAAGGAAGAUAAACAUGGAGGCGCUGUUGCCCUCGGAAGUUGCUCGAUUAGUUUAUGGGUACCUUGAAGCUGAAAAAUGCCCGGAGGCUGCUUUGUUGUUCUUACAAACAUCGCAGCAUCUGAAAGAGUGUCACGCUUUCUAUUUGCAAAAUAGAAGAUUCUCUACUAAAGUCAUGGGUCUGACGCUCCUUCAAUGUCUAGAUUAUCUGUGUUCUGUUUAUCGCACCGUACAAAGCCAUCUUUGCACGUUUGAGAAUGACCCACUGGAAAAACUCAGCCUCCCAGAACAACUUGACUACCUAUUAAACUCCAUGAACUUCAAAGCUGGGAACAAUGAUCUGGCAGCAAGAGUUCCAAAUCAG
This is a messenger RNA of Bemisia tabaci, 519 nucleotides long. Lineage: Eukaryota; Metazoa; Arthropoda; Insecta; Hemiptera; Aleyrodidae. The record is from RefSeq and is a predicted model, not a curated record.